AUGAACACUCUCCGCCAAAUGUUCCCCCCGAAUAUGGCCCCAAGGCUACAAACGGGUCAACUCAAGCAGCAGGCCGCGGAAUCUUGGCAGCGACUGGCCAAGAUUACGGGUACUCUAGAGUAUCUCGAUAGCGUUUCGAACCCGAACACUCCGGAUGAGGAUAGACUCGAAGAGAAUGAUAUCGUUGUGUUGACGGAUUCGUACGAUGUUUGGUUCCAGCUUCCGCCAGAGAUCCUCCUCAAGCGAUACCACGAAGCAAAUGGCCAAGCCAACCAACGACUGGCGUCACAAUGGAACGGCCGCGGAAAACCUCCAAUGGAACAAUCCAUUAUCAUUUCUGCCCAGAAGAAAUGUUUCCCUCCUCCGUCAUCAGGCUCCGUCCUCCACUGCGAUCAGCUCCCUGGAAGGCUGGAAGCCCAGCCUGAAAGGACCUCUACGGACCAAAAACCGACAGAGGCUCUGAAGUGUUUCACGACUUUUCGUCGCGUGCAUGAGCGAAUGCAGAGAGGUUUGGUGAAUGGUAGAGACUUGUACAGCGAUCAAGGAAUGUUCGGUGAGAUCUUUGCGGAACAAGAAAUAUGGCGUCGCUGGCUCCGCAAGAAUACUGUCUCUCGAAAGGAUAAGAACUUCGAUGUUAUGCUUAGUGAUUUCGAGUAUCAUGUCGGUCUGGACUAUACGCAGAACCUGUUCAUUCCGACUGUUUUUGAGGAACAAGAUGGCGAAAUUAUUGCGCUGAGUAACGAGACUGGUAUUGCUGAAAAGUCAGUGUCUCUCGGGAUUGAACCGAGGUUAGAUGGUGUACCAGAUGAUAUCCAAUCUUCUUCAAACCCUCUGAACAUGCACGUCCUUCAUGAUCCAGCAGACUGGGGAGAUAUGCCCGUGUACGCUGAUUUCUACUCCACCGCCAUUCCCGUCGUCGUCCAUCACAACGCUCACAAGGACGGAGCCAAGAAUCGUCGAUAUCUCUGGUGGGACCGCAUCUGGUUCUUUCCAUACCUCCGCCAACUCAUCAAGUCCCAAGCAGCAAUCGUCGAAGCGGAGCCACUUUUGGAGAUUGCCGUCAAUGGGAAACGAUUGGUGUACUGGGAGUCGCGAUCAAAUACCACUCAGAAGAAACCGAAAACGUUCGUCGUUGAGUCGGGCGAGGUUAGCAUCGUCGAGCGUGAGUUCGGGUACGUUUGUCGCGCAAAGACGGAAAAGGCUGAGGUGGAGAAGCCGUGGUACGAUGAAGUAUUUCGGGAUGGACACGGAGAGCUGUAG
Molecule: messenger RNA, 1260 nt
Organism: Fusarium subglutinans
Lineage: Eukaryota; Fungi; Ascomycota; Sordariomycetes; Hypocreales; Nectriaceae
Exons: 3
Coding region: 1-1260 (419 amino acids)
Source: RefSeq, a predicted model, not a curated record